This is a messenger RNA of Teleopsis dalmanni, 1814 nucleotides long. RefSeq lists its product as uncharacterized. The record is from RefSeq and is a predicted model, not a curated record. The transcript has 7 exons. The coding region runs from base 66 to 1748 and encodes 560 amino acids. NCBI's taxonomy places the organism in Eukaryota, Metazoa, Arthropoda, Insecta, Diptera, Diopsidae.
UAUUUAAAUGCAUUAAAUCAAUCUAACUUAAGAAUUAUAUUGCAGAGAAACAGUUUACUUUCACUAUGCAUAUCACAAGAUUAUGUACAAAAAGUCGUCUUUUAUUGCAGUGUGCAAAUAGAGCAACAAGUGAUGUUAACAUUAAAAAAUCAUUUCUGCACAAUCAUCGUUUAGGUUAUGGAAGUAGGCUAAAGUUCAAACUAACGUACCUGGGUUUUGGACUUUUAGGCAGUACAAUUGCUUACGAUGGCAUUAUCAAUGAAUUUACUUACUGUGGUGCUACUUUUAGAUUUAUACGUUCACUGAAAACUGCUUCUUUGAUUGCAGUUGAUUAUAUAUUACUGGAAAGGCAUGAAAAUGAUAAAGAUUAUGACAACCAGUUAAGUGCGGUGCAUCAGAGAAGUGCUAAUCGCUUAUUAGAAACAUGUUUGAAAAAUGGUGGCCUAUAUAUUAAAGUUGGGCAAGGUUUUGCUGCUAUUAAUCACAUACUCCCUAAGGAAUAUACAAGCACACUUGCAAAAUUACAAGAUGAGUGUUUGCCAACUUCACGUAAUGAUGUACAAAAACUAUUUCAUGAAGAAUUUGGACAAUUGCCAGAGAAAAUAUUUGCCGAAUUCGACUAUAAACCAGUAGCAGCCGCUAGUUUAGCACAAGUGUUUCGUGGUAAACUCUUGAAUGGUGAUGAAGUAGCUAUAAAAGUUCAAUAUAGUGAUUUACGCAAACGUUUUACUAGUGAUCUGGGUACUAUAAUGUUUUUACAAGAUAUUAUCGAAUUAUUUUUCAAAAACUAUAACUUUGGUUGGAUAUUGCGUGACGUACGUAAGAAUUUAAUACAAGAGUUGAACUUCGUGAAUGAGGGCAAAAACUCAGAAAAAUGCGCAAAGGAUUUUGAAAAUUUUAAAUAUGUUUACAUACCGAAGGUUUAUUGGAAAUAUACUACAACCCGCGUUUUAACUUUAGAGUGGAUGAAUGGAUUUAAAAUUAGUGAUAUGGAGCAAAUACGGCGUAAUAAGAUGGAUUUACGUGAUAUUGAUAUGAAGUUAUUUAAAAUGUUUGCUGAGCAAAUAUUUAAAACUGGAUUCGUACAUGCAGACCCCCAUCCAGGAAAUAUUUUUAUACGAAAAAACCCAAAUAAUGGCAAAGCAGAACUUAUAUUACUUGAUCAUGGCCUUUAUGAAAUAUUACCGGAAGAAGUACGUUUGCCGCUCUGCGAGUUUUGGGAAGCUACUGUAUUACGUAACGACAAAAAAAUGGAAGAAUGUGCAAAAAAAAUGAACAUAAAGGACUAUAUGAAGUUCGCAGAAGUUUUAUUUCAACAGCCUAUUAGUAUGAAUAAUGGGCAUAUAAAAACGAAAUUAACACAAGCAGAUAUAGAAUAUAUUCAGGAAAUUGCGAAAAAGAAUUUCGAUUUAAUAAUGAACACAUUAAAGGAAAUGCCACGUAAUAUGAUUUUUGUAGUAAGAAAUUUAAACACUGUAAGAGCAAUUGGAAGGCACCAUGGUGAUGUAGUUGAUCGACCUAGCGUUAUGGCAAAACAUGCUCAAAAAUGUGUGAAUAAAAACUUCAAUUCAUUUACUGGACGUUUACAAUGGUUUUACCGGCGGUGUAUAUUUGAAUAUUGCUUGUGGCGAAAUGCUUUCAAAAUAAGAUGUUUAAAUUUGUACUUUUUAAUUCUGUACAAAUUGGGACGAGCCCCUAAAGAAGCUACAACAUUACUGCAGACAUUUCCAUUUGAAGAACAAAGUUGACGUCUUUUGUAAAAACUUUUGAUAUUUAGUUAGAUAUAUCAAAUAAAUAUAUAUUUUCAUAUUUAA